AUGGAUAGAUUCUACGCCGAACGACACUUUCCCCACCCGUGGCGCAGCGAAUCUUUGCAACCUGCCGAUUUUCCCGCGUUCUCGACCGCGGGUCACACGUGUCAUCAUUGUGCUUCAGCUCUUAUAUCAACCUCAAGCGUUGCCCCUGAGAGAAUCAAUAGAUGGGUCCUGAGGUGGAGAAACCUCUUGCCUCAUAACAUGCGGCAGGUUGCCGCUGCUAACGCUGAAGGAUGUCCAUUCUUCAUCUGGAUAUGGGGACAGAUCGAGAAGUCCAGGACACCGCCUGAGCAACUCUUGCGGACAAGGAUUUGCUUGGUGAUUGAAUCUGUCAAUGGAAUCAUCUCCGACGCUACUAAAUGCUCGAUUUUUCUGUCGACGAGCGACUACUCUUGGAGUCCAACAGGGGGUACUUUUGACAUUGAGUCUGACGCGUAUGACCCCUGCGCGGAUGAUGCCGUAGGGCAAACCAUAGAUGGCGGUACCUUUUCAGAGAGCGGCAUCGCUCAAAUCCGUCGUCGACUCCAGGUAUGCCUUGAAUCACACCCGUCUUGCCGACAAGGAACAGGUACUCGGCCUCUGCGGUUCAUCGAACUGUCCCUCGGGGACGAGAAAACCGUCCGUAUCAGACAAGCCCAUAGCACAAGAGUUGAUCCAUACGUUGCUCUCUCCUACUGCUGGGGCCUAGACCAGACCAUCAAGACCACUACAGUCAACUUGGCGCGACAUCAGAGAGGAAUAGAAGUCAGAAACCUGCCCAAAACUAUACGGGACGCGAUUCAUGUCACCCGACAAUUGGGUGUAAAACUCCUCUGGGUCGACAGCCUCUGCAUUGUCCAAAACGAUCCUGCCCUUUUAGCCAGAGAGGUCGGUGAUAUGGCUCAUUACUACGCCAACUCUAUAAUCACAAUUUCCGCGGCAGUAGCCAAAAGUUGUUCUGAAGGAUUCCUCAGCCCGCCUAACACGACAGGACCGGAUGGUUAUGUAGGAUUCUACUUCCCUUUUGCCGGUGACCCUCGCCUUGACGACUCGUCCAAAAGACGCUUGAAGCUCUUUCGUGGUGAGGCGCGAGACGAGAUUGACCAUAUCGAUACCCGGGCUUGGACAUUGCAAGAGUCUCUGUUGGCCACUCGGUUGGUCUCCUUUGGCACUCGCCGGAUAUCCUGGGCUUGUAUGACCACUAGAUUCGGUCCAAGCUCAGGUGCUGCAUCACUCCGGGAUGAUAUGUUCAAGACCCGCCACUGGGUGGGAUACAGGGAUAGGAUCCUAUGGUCCAAGAUUGUGGAAGAGUUCUCGCAGCGGACACUUUCCGUUCCUGGAGACCGGCUGUUGGCCAUCUCAGGAGUUGCCCAAACACUUGGGAACUUGGUCAACCCGUCGGGUGAUAUCGACACAUCUCCAUACGCUGCAGGGCUAUGGAAUACGCAUCUCCUCCCACUACAACUCUUGUGGAUGCCAAAGAAGCCCCUCACUCCGCAGCUGUCUUCCUCCUACAUAGCGCCGUCUUGGUCCUGGGCGAGCUUUCCAGGAGCCGUCGUCUGGCACCUGCCUGACUUAACCCACCUUGACUCGUCAAUUACAUCGCGGGCGGACGGCAUAGGUCUCUCGCCAUUGCCGGAAGUGGUCGCUGUCUCAGUGGAGCCUGUCAUCGACGUCGCACCAUAUGGAGGUGUCGUAUCAGGAUGCAUCACCUUACGAGGCAAGGCUUUUAGCCGUAUGAACGAAGUCAUCACGCCUUGGCAUAUCCAAAUGCGCUUCGACUCUGGAGCAGAGUUGCAUUCGUUGAAAGACUUGCCUUCGGAGUUCAUUUGUUUCCAUAUACUUGGUUAUGUGAUAGAAGAUGACAGUCCGCUAGAUCAUCAUGACCAGCGUCUAGGCAAAAAUUCACAAGGUUUGAUUCUUGGAAGGGCGCAAGAUGGGACAUACCGUCGUGUUGGACUCUACGUAGGCCUGGACAUAGGCGACCGUCUGCGCAUGAUAGAAACUAUGAUAGAGGUCACACUACACUAA
Messenger RNA from Colletotrichum scovillei, 2007 nucleotides. RefSeq lists its product as uncharacterized. Bases 1 to 2007 code for a protein of 668 amino acids. The transcript is spliced from 5 exons. The record is from RefSeq and is a predicted model, not a curated record. Lineage: Eukaryota; Fungi; Ascomycota; Sordariomycetes; Glomerellales; Glomerellaceae.